UUAUUGUUGUUUGCAUUAAAUUCCAUGUGGAUAAGGCGUGUUAAAUUCCGUGCAAGAUCAUUUAAAAGUAAAAAGGAAGAACGUGGGGAGUUUUAACACAGUGUCAUACAGAUUUGCACCGGUUUUAAAGUGUGAAGAAGCACCAAGAAUUGAGUUAAGUUCGUCAAGUAGUUUUCAAUCUGAUGGAAUGGUUGGUUGUUAUUAAAGUGCUGUUAUUAACUCUACCAGUAGCAGUAAUUAAAGCUGGAGAGAAUGUUACAUCUAUAUCAAAUCAACUGGUAUCUGGUAUAUUCUCUAACUAUCAUCAUUUUAUACGACCUAGAUGUAGCUCCAACAGCACGGUAUAUGUCGUCAUGGAUCUCGCCUUACGGCAAAUAAUAGAGCUGAAUGAACCGAAACAGAUUCUACACACCAAUUGUUGGUUGAGAAAUACAUGGAGUGAUUGUCGACUUAAAUGGAAUAAGUCAGAAUAUCAUGAUAUAGAUCAUAUAGUUGUACCAUCAGAUAAAAUAUGGUAUCCUGACCUUACACUGUAUGAUAGCAGUGCCGAAAUUUCAAAUGACGCAGUGAAAGAUUAUAGGAUUCGUGUAGACUCGGAUGGAAGCGUUAGUCAGCUUUUACCGAUGGUGUUGGCUAGCUUGUGCAACAUAGAUGUGUCAGUUUUCCCUUUUGACGAGCAAGUUUGUAAUUUGACAUUUGGUAUGUGGAUUUACAAUGGUUUAGAUGUAGACCUCGCUCCAUUAAGAGACGGUGACCUGUCCAAAUACGUACAACAUGUGGAAUGGUGGGUAAAAAGUAUGGAAGCCGAAAGAAUUGUGGGUAUAUACAAUGACAUACCAUUCCCUACAGUGGUGUACAGGCUUGUGUUGAAGCGAAAAUCAUUGUUUUACAUGAUCAAUCUAAUAUUCCCCUGUAUGCUGAUAUCAACAGUUGCCUUGAUGGGUUUUAUUUUGCCAUCGGAUUCUGGAGAAAAGGUCAAUUUAGAGGUUACCGUUCUGCUAUCCCUGGCUGUGUUUCAGCUGAUAGUCUUAGAUAUGAUUCCACCGUCAUCAGAGACCCUGCCAUUAAUAGGAUUAUAUUUUGCUUCCACAAUGGUAAUGGUAGCCAUGUCUUGUUUAAUGACAGUACUGGUGCUGAAUGUACAUUUUAGAGGUAUUCAUGGGAUGAAACCACCUCGUAUUUUAAAAAAGGUCAUUAUAGGGGGCUUGGGUAAAGUUUUCUGUCUACAGACCAAACUACAAGAAGAGAAAAUAGAAUCAAGUUAUCUAAAUGAGGAAGGAAUUAAAUAUAACCGCCAUCAUAAUGAUAUAUUUCAAAUAGAUUGUCCAACACGGAAACCCAGAGAAACUAGAAACAAUAAUGAUGAACUAAACCUUAAUACAAAUGGCGGCGUGGGCCAUCAUUUAUCUGGUGUUAUAUCCGACUUGUUACACAUUCAUCAAAAAAUUCUUUCGGUGCUUGACUCAAUAUCAAAUAACAUUGUUGAUAGUGACGAAUCAAAACGUGAUACCAAAGACUGGCAUCUAAUGGCCAUAAUACUGGAUCGUUUUUUCUUGUUGCUUUUCUUGUUGAUAUCUUUGUCCUUGGUGUUUGGUUUUGUGGUCAGGUAUCUCUUUUAGCGAGUGAAACCAGGAAUCUACGGAAUCGCUCAAAAUGACAUUGUAAAUAGAAGAAAAUGGUGUGAGCGGAAUGAUAAUUAUUAAAACAAAUAAAUUCCCUGAAUAUUACUUGUGUUAUUUGUUUAGUACUAUGGAAAGAAAAGAAAUUGAUUGAAUUCCCAGAUAGAACAUUGUAAAUGGUUAUUGCCAAUUCAUUGUCCGGAAUUUAUUUUUGUCAUAGAUAGAUGGAGGAAAUGACUGUUUUGUUCUUGGUUAUGUUGACAUAUGUAAAUAAUUAACAAAAUCAAAAUGUUAAAUGCUAAAGUGAAAGGACUUAUGACUAUGUAAUUUCUCACCGGAAAUGAAUGACGGAUACGAAACAAUGACUAAAAAAACCAUUUACUCUGUAAUUUAUUGUCGGUAUUGACACUAGUUGAAGUUCUGAAAAUAACUGUUGGUGAAUGGGGG
Molecule: messenger RNA, 2066 nt
Organism: Patella vulgata (common limpet)
Lineage: Eukaryota; Metazoa; Mollusca; Gastropoda; Patellidae
Product: neuronal acetylcholine receptor subunit alpha-9
Exons: 8
Coding region: 183-1619 (478 amino acids)
Biological process (GO): nervous system process; chemical synaptic transmission; signal transduction
Cellular component (GO): neuron projection; synapse; membrane
Molecular function (GO): extracellular ligand-gated monoatomic ion channel activity; transmembrane signaling receptor activity; neurotransmitter receptor activity
Source: RefSeq, a predicted model, not a curated record